AUGUUUGACAGCCACCCACCCUGGCUCAUCCUCGCCACCCUCCUCAGCCAGCAUGCACCCACCCCGAUGCCUGCGACGGUCGAGCACAACCCAGGAUGGCUCGAGGGCGCAACCGUUGCUAGCCGACCUCAGCCACCAGCAGACCCACUCCCAACCAUCCAUCUCCAACCCCAACCGACCUCCCGUCUCGCCAUCCAUCCACGCCUUCCAGCCCCACCAACCGGCCUCCGAUCGCCCUCCCACGCCUGCAAGCUCGUCCUACUCUCGAGUGCCCGCCGACUGUCGAUCGAGAUCCACAAGCUCAGGGCCCGCAUACUCGGCCCGCCGAUGCUCCUCCACCACCACUCGCUCCCCGCCCUCCCCGCGUCCACCCGGGCCCCCACGCUCAUCAUGUCCAACCCGUCCGCCCCAUCCUCGCCGGGCAAGGCUCCCCAGACGAGCCCCCGCCUGACCCGCCCAACGCUCAACGUCACCCCGGCCGAGCCGGUCCUCUCGCGUCCGAGUCUGCCGCGGUCCGCGAGCGCCGUCGAGCCCUUCAGCAGCAGCAGUCUGCUCCUCCUGCCCUCCGCCGCCACAUCCACCCGCCCCACCUCGUUCCUCUCCAGCUCCUACGCCUCCCUCCCCACGCCCCCCGCACUCCUCCGCCACCAACGCUCCCGCUCCGCCCUGCCCUCCCUCGCCCUCAUCACCCCCUUCUCCAUCGCCCUCGCCUGCCCACACUCCGCCGACGCCCAAGCCCUUCUUCAACGCGCACUCGAGGACGACGACGACGCGCGCGCCUGGGCCCAGCCCGAGCACUCCGCCUACGACGGCCUCGCCCCCGAGCCCCCCCUCCUCCGCCCCAAUCCCACCCCCGCCCACCACCAUCAUCAGAGCUUGUUGCAGCGCCCGAUGGACCCUGUCUUGGCUGACUUGGAAGCUAAGAGCAGACUCAACGUCCAGACCGAAUGCGCGAUCUGCCACAAACAAGGAAUCAACUACCCCAAAUGUCCUAAAUGCCAGCUCGAGUUCUGCAGUCGCGACUGCCGUGUCUCGAUGGGCGACGGCCAGCGCCACCAGUGCGCUUAG
Molecule: messenger RNA, 1068 nt
Organism: Puccinia triticina
Lineage: Eukaryota; Fungi; Basidiomycota; Pucciniomycetes; Pucciniales; Pucciniaceae
Exons: 3
Coding region: 1-1068 (355 amino acids)
Source: RefSeq, a predicted model, not a curated record